CAAAAAUCUCGAAAAAUCUCGAAAGGAACCGAACAUUCGGUGGAAUUUUACUGAAAAAUCACGGUGAAAUACGGUCACGAUGGCGAGUGGAGAAAAUCCGGAUCAUCCCCGGCAUCCCCGGAAUCUGCAGGGGCUGCUGAAGUUCGCGAUGGAAGCAACCAAAGAGGAGGAUGCACCCCACGAAUCGCAGCUACAGCCGAUGGACGAGGAACGGCGGCGAUUCCUGGAGAAUGCCCUAAACUCGCUCACGGUCGAUGUGGUUAAGGAGUUGGAGAAAGCGAUGAAAACCCUGUUGGACGAUUCCUCGAGUGAUGAAGCGAAGGUAGAGGCCACCGAAAUCGUAACCGACUAUGUGCAGGAUGUGGACGCAGCCAAUGAUUUCUUUAAAAUCGGUGGAUUCACAAUUUUGCGGCCGGGUCUAGAAUCGUCCAGUGCAAGUUUACGUGCCGGAACGCUUAGCUUGAUCGCCGAUCUGGCCCAGAACAAUCCCUUUUGCCAGCAAAAGCUGCUCGAGAUGAAUCUGCUGGCGAAGCUAACGGAGUUGCUGUCGGACGAGCAGCCGGUUGCGGAAAAGGCAUUACACUCGAUCUCCUGCCUGGUACGGCACCACGAACCAUGCCUAGCUGCCUUCAUCGAGAUUGGAGGGCUCGAGUGUAUACUGGGAUGCAUACAGGCAGACAGCGAGAAAUUGCGCGUAAAAUCGGCCUUUCUGUUGUCUAGCCUGUGCGGUGAGCUGGAACCGGUGCGGGAUGAAUUCAUCAAGCUGAACGCCGUCGAGGUGUUGAUGGACGCAGUGAAACCGACGGAUACUUAUGAUCCCAAGCUGGAGACGGCACUGUCUUCGUUGCAAGUACUGACCGAAUGUAAAGCGGGAGUCAAACGCUGUAGCUCGGAAGGCUUUAGGGAGAAACUGGAAGCAAUCAUUAAACAGAGUGCCGGUAAAGAGGAAUGUGAGGAUCAACUAAACUAUGCCAAGACUUUAAUGCAACGAUGUUUCUUGAAUGAGGCAGAUGGAACGGAACGAUAAUACUAAGGCUUCGUAUAACUAAGCUAGUGCAUCCUAUUGUGUAACGACGCUUUGUAAUCAAAUAAAUCUUUUCAAAAGAUGAA
Molecule: messenger RNA, 1110 nt
Organism: Anopheles aquasalis
Lineage: Eukaryota; Metazoa; Arthropoda; Insecta; Diptera; Culicidae
Product: hsp70-binding protein 1
Cellular component (GO): endoplasmic reticulum
Molecular function (GO): adenyl-nucleotide exchange factor activity
Source: RefSeq, a predicted model, not a curated record